AUGGAAACAUUUGAGGGUAACAUAGAAACACGUGACGGUAACAUGGAAACAUUUGAGGGUAACAUAGAAACACGUGACGGUAACAUGGAAACACUUGACGGUAACAUGGAAACACGUGAAAGUAACAUGGAAACACGUGAAGGUAACAUGGAAACACGUGACGGCUAUGCCAAGGCAGUGGCUAACUCGGAGAAGGAGACACACAGGCCGGGUGUUAGUGACAGGGCUUACUCACAGAUGGGGACACACAUGCCGGGUGUUAGUGACAGGGCUAACUCGGAGAAGGAGACACAUAGGCCGGGUAUUAGUGACAGGGCUAACUCGGAGAAGGAGACACACAGGCCGGGUGUUAGUGACAGGGCUAACUCACAGAAGGAGACACACAGGCCGGGUAUUAGUGACAGGGCUAACUCACAGACGGAGACACACAGGCCGGGUAUUAGUGACAGGGCUAACUCAAAGAAGGAGACACACAGGCCGGGUAUUAGUGACAGGGCUAACUCAGAGAAGGAGACACACAGGCCGGGUAUUAGUGACAGGGCUAACUCAGAGAUGGAGACACAAAGGCCGGGUAUUAGUGACAGGGCUAACUCACAGAAGGAGACACACAGGCCGGGUAUUAGUGACAGGGCUAACUCAAAGAAGGAGACACACAUGUACAGGCCUGGUAUUAGUGACAGGGCUAACUCGGAGAAGGAGACACACAGGCCGGGUAUUAGUGACAGGGCUAACUCAGAGAAGGAAACACACAUGCCGGGUAUUAGUGACAGGGCUAACUCACACAUGGAGACACACGGGCCGGGUAUUAGUGACAGGGCUAACUCAGAGAAGGAGACACACAUGCCGGGUAUUAGUGACAGGGCUUACUCGGAGAAGGAGACACACAGGCCGGGUAUUAUUGACAUGGCUAACUCAGAGAAGGAGACACACAUGCCGGGUAUUAGUGACAGGGCUAACUCAGAGAAGGAAACACACAUGCCGGGUAUUAGUGACAGGGCUAACUCACAGAUGGAGACACACAUGCCGGGUAUUAGUGACAGGGCUAACUCAGAGAUGGAGACACACAGGCCGGGUAUUAGUGACAGGGCUAACUCAGAGAUGGAGACACACAGGCCGGGUAUUAGUGACAGGGCUAACUCACAGAUGGAGACACACAUGCCGGGUAUUAGUGACAGGGCUAACUCAAAGAAGGAGACACACAGGCCGGGUAUUAGUGACAGGGCUAACUCAGAGAAGGAGACACACAGGCCGGGUAUUAGUGACAGGGCUAACUCAGAGAAGGAGACACACAGGCCGGGUAUUAGUGACAGGGCUAACUCAGAGAAGGAGACACACAGGCCGGGUAUAAGUGACAGGGCUAACUCAGAGAAGGAAACACACAGGCCGGGUAUUAGUGACAGGGCUAACUCACAGAUGGAGACACACAGGCCGGAUGGAGACACACAUGCCGGUAUUAGUGACAGGGCUAACUCAGAGAAGGAGACACACAGGCCGGGUAUUAGUGACAUGGCUAACUCAGAGAAGGAGACACACAUGCCGGGUAUUAGUGACAUGGCUAACUCAGAGAAGGAGACACACAUGCCGGGUAUUAGUGACAUGGCUAACUCAGAGAAGGAGACACACAUGCCGGGUAUUAGUGACAGGGCUUACUCGGAGAAGGAGACACACAGGCCGGGUAUUAGUGACAGGGCUAACUCAGAGAAGGAGACACACAGGCCGGGUAUUAUUGACAGGGCUAACUCAGAGAAGGAGACACACAGGCCGGGCUAUUAG
Molecule: messenger RNA, 1773 nt
Organism: Pecten maximus
Lineage: Eukaryota; Metazoa; Mollusca; Bivalvia; Pectinida; Pectinidae
Product: glutamine-rich protein 2-like
Exons: 3
Coding region: 1-1773 (590 amino acids)
Source: RefSeq, a predicted model, not a curated record